Messenger RNA from Anguilla anguilla (European eel), 3078 nucleotides. RefSeq names its product mucin-2-like. The record is from RefSeq and is a predicted model, not a curated record. The coding region runs from base 314 to 2752 and encodes 812 amino acids. NCBI's taxonomy places the organism in Eukaryota, Metazoa, Chordata, Actinopteri, Anguilliformes, Anguillidae. The transcript has 12 exons.
CUUUUUUUCAAUAAUAGUUUUAAUCCUCUGUCGCAAAGUUACAUGCUUCACGAUACAAAAUUCCUUUUUUUAUUUAUUUUUUAUUACAGAUUUUAUUAUUUAAAACUUUAUUUACUGCUCUGUAUUUUCUUAUUCUUGCAGGUUGAAUAACACACAUUAUACGUGUUCUAGGGUACAUCAGAUAAAGUGGACCUGUGUGUGAUCACCAAGAGACUGGGGACGGGAGGUGGCCGUCCCCCGGAGACGAGUCGGUAUCCCCCCCAAACAGGAAGUGACAGUCAGUCUACGGAGUAAAUCCCACAGAAGCACACGUAUGGACCCGCUCCUCUUCCUCCUCCUCUUCAUCGUCAGUCUGCCAGGCAGUGCCAGCGUGUGGACGCAGGGCAGGGUGUCUGCGCAGAAAGGGGGCUCGGUCUCCAUUCCGUGCCGCUACGCUCAGCAGUAUAAAGACAGCGUGAAGUAUUGGUGCAGGGGCGUGCUCUGGCCCACCUGCAUCGUGCUGCAGCGCACAGACUCUCCACAGGGCAGGGCAGGCCUGUCAAUCACAGACGACCCCGCCCAGCAGGUCUUCACCGUCACCAUGACCAACCUGCAGCUCUGGGACACCAACAAGUACUGGUGCGCCGUGAAGAUCAAAGGCAUCGACACACCUGACGCCAGGGCAGGAGUGUUCCUGUCAGUCACCAGAGGAACUCCUACACCGCGAACUCCACCCCCUGUUCUGUCUACAGGAACUCUUCCACCAGGAACUCCACCCUCUGCUCUGUCUACAGGAACUCCUCCACCAGGAACUCCACCCUCCGCGCUGCCUACAGGAACUCCUCCACCAGGAACUCCACCCUCCGCGCUGCCUACAGGAAAGACACUCUCAGCAUCAGUCUCCUCUCCCAAAGGCAGUGCCAGCGUGUGGACGCAGGGCAGGGUGUCUGCGCAGAAAGGGGGCUCGGUCUCCAUCCCGUGCCGCUACGCUCAGCAGUAUAAAGACAGCGUGAAGUACUGGUGCAGGGGCGUGCUCUGGCCCACCUGCAUCGUGCUGCAGCGCACGGACUCUCCACAGGGCAGGGCAGGCCUGUCAAUCACAGACGACCCCGCCCAGCAGGUCUUCACCGUCACCAUGACCAACCUGCAGCUCUGGGACACCAACAAGUACUGGUGCGCCGUGAAGAUCAAAGGCAUCGACACACCUGACGCCAGGGCAGGAGUGUUCCUGUCAGUCACCAGAGGAACUCCUACACCGCGAACUCCACCCCCUGUUCUGUCUACAGGAACUCUUCCACCAGGAACUCCACCCUCUGCUCUGUCUACAGGAACUCCUCCACCAGGAACUCCACCCUCCGCGCUGCCUACAGGAACUCCUCCACCAGGAACUCCACCCUCCGCGCUGCCUACAGGAAAGACACUCUCAGCAUCAGUCUCCUCUCCCAAAGGCAGUGCCAGCAUGUGGACGCAGGGCAGGGUGUCUGCGCAGAAAGGGGGCUCGGUCUCCAUCCCAUGCCGCUACGCUCAGCAGUACAAAGACAGCGUGAAGUACUGGUGCAGGGGCGUGCUCUGGCCCACCUGCAUCGUGCUGCAGCGCACGGACUCUCCACAGGGCAGGGCAGGCCUGUCAAUCACAGACGACCCCGCCCAGCAGGUCUUCACCGUCACCAUGACCAACCUGCAGCUCUGGGACACCAACAAGUACUGGUGCGGCGUGAAGAUCAAAGGCAUCGACACACCUGACGCCAGGGCAGGAGUGUUCCUGUCAGUCACCAGAGCGUUGCCCCCGAUGACCCCCCGAGCAGCAGUCUCCAUAGCAACACCGCCCUCUGCAGGACGCUGCGUAGACUGCACAUCACCUCCACCCUCAGCUCGUUCUGCCUGGUCACCGGCGCUGUCUCCGUCAGCUCCUUCAUCUACAACACCACCUGUCAGUCUGUCUGCACCAAGUUCUCCACCCACAGCAAUGCCCCCCAACCUGAAAACAACACCUCCACCCACAGCAAUGCCCCCCACCCUGAAAACAACACCUCCACCCACAGCAACGCCCCUCACCCUGAAAACAACGUCUCCACCCACAGCAAUGUCCCCCAGCCUGAAAACAACUUUUCCAGCCACAGCAACGCCCCCCACCCUAAAAACAACAUCUCCACCCACAGCAACGCCCCCCACCCUGAAAACAACAUCUCCACCCACAGCAACGUCCCCCACCCUGAAAACAACAUCUCCACCCACAGCAACGUCCCCCACCCUGAAAACAACAUCUCCACCCACAGCAACGCCCCCCACCCUAAAAACAACAUCUCCACCCACAGCAACGCCCCCCACCCUGAAAACAACAUCUCCACCCACAGCAACGUCCCCCACCCUGAAAACAACAUCUGAACUCGGGACUCUCUUUGCGGUGACGUCUAUGGCCCCUCCCUCUGCCUGGCCGAAACGUGCCCGCUCCCCAGCCCGUCCUGGUCCGCCUGCCACGCCUUCGGCACCCGCGUCCCGAGCCGUUCUCAACAGAGCCAACCCCCAGAGCCUGGGGCAACACAGCUUACGCUGGUGGCAGUCUCUUCUGGUUGCCUGCGGGGUCCUGUUGUUGGUGGCGACAGUUGCCAUGGUGACAUGGAAGACGUGGAGGCGGCGUGAAAGCUCAUACAGCAGGUGGGAGAUGGACGAACUGGAGUCCAACCUCGUGCUCCACACGGAGAGCAAGAAUGACCUCACAGGCCCCGUCCCGCUGUUCCUCGGCAGGGAGCCCCAGGGAGAACACCUGCUUUGACAGCACACUGCUAACGUGCUAACGUGCUGAAGAAGUCUACUUCAGACCAAGAUGACGUGACCACAAACCAAUCGCCCCUGUCCCCACGAUUCCAUUUUAUUUUGCGCAUGCCAAACCAACAGCAGCACUGACACUCAGGCUUGAAAACCAACAAAACCCAUUUGGCACAUUGAAGAAACAUCAAGAUCAGAAUGGACAAGAAACACUUGAAGGAAUGCCAAGCAGGAUGAUGUCUGAAUUUAAAAAUCAGAUCAGUUCCAAAUUCAUAUGGAACCUCUGUUUAUAUAUUAACAUGUAAAAUAAAAUAAAACAAAAUAAAAUAAACA